AUGUGCCUGUGGACAUUUGCGCAUCCAUUGAUACCUUCAUUGCACAGCAAGAGCAUAGCAGCAGCAGCAGCAGUAUUAGUUACCGAAGCUUACGCGUCAACAGGAGAAACACUACGUUGUCAAUCGCAUGACCAACAAGCAGCAGAAACAUUCAUAACCUAUGUGUUGGAAAGGGUUUCCACCCGAUCAGGAUGCUUGGAAAAGCCCACUAUCAUUCAAUAUUGGCGACGCAAUGGCAUCCCACCAAGCAACCUAACCCCAUAUCUCGCACAUCACCAAAAUUUGAUCGGCUUCGAAGAGUUUGGGAGAGGGCGAUGUGAUGUCUAG
Mycotypha africana is the source of this 327-nucleotide messenger RNA. RefSeq lists its product as uncharacterized. Lineage: Eukaryota; Fungi; Mucoromycota; Mucoromycetes; Mucorales; Mycotyphaceae. The record is from RefSeq and is a predicted model, not a curated record. The transcript has 3 exons. Bases 1 to 327 code for a protein of 108 amino acids.